AUGGCGGCUCCCUUGCUAUUCUGCACAGCCGAGGAGGCUAAACCCUUCGUCCAUAAGGUCAUGGCCGUCAAGCUCCAGGGCACAGACGAGAGCCUCUUCAACCUAGUAGAGUCACGCGCCGGCCCGCGGCGCGACGCCGAAGCCCAGAGCCAGCGCCAGAGCCAGCGCUGCUUCAAGCGCGCGCUCGGCCAAGACGAAGCCUUCGGCGCGGAAUUCAUCGGCGCCCCCGAGCACGAGUGCCAGGCCUGGGCCCUGGAGAUGCAGGCGCGCCACAACUUCAUCGAGCAGGACCUCAUCGGCAUCGCGGACGCGCGCAGCGCCCGCGACGGCACGCUGCUGAUCCAGUUCUACGGCCGGGCGCCGGGGCUCGAGUGUGGCGACGACAAGGGCGUGUUCCCCCGGGAGACCGAGACCAACACGUGGCACGGCUUCCGCAUCGAUUACCGCGAGGCUGAGAGGGUGUCUGCGUCGCUGCAGUUUGGCGCGUCCGAGGUCGUGUAUCCGGUCUACUUUGGGCGCAAGGAGGAGCUCACGGAUGAGCGCGGUGUCUUUGAUGUCGCCAGGGCCGAGCGGAUCUGUGGAGGCGAAGAGUCUUGA
This is a messenger RNA of Anthostomella pinea, 597 nucleotides long. The record is from the annotation of a GenBank genome assembly. Lineage: Eukaryota; Fungi; Ascomycota; Sordariomycetes; Xylariales; Xylariaceae.